GUUCAAAAACAUUAAAAAUAGUAAUGUUUCCAAACUUUUGACUGGUAGUGUAUGCCACCCCAAACCACCACAACAGCAGACUAUAUUAUAAAUAAUGGCAAUGCUACCUUAGAUAAUGAUUUAACUAUGUUUUAUUCAUGAUUAGAUGUUAGCAAUAUUAGUACAGAUGAGGAAAAACAAAAGUUUUUUGGGAAAAGGAAGAUCUGGUCAUUACUGAAAUGGAUAUAAUAAAGUUAACAUCAGGAAAGCAUGUGGGCCAGACCAUAUCCCUGGAUGCGUAUUAAAAUUCUGUGCUAAUCAAUCAGCAUCAGUUUUUACAACUAUUUUUAAUCUUUCUUUUAAUCAGGGUGUUGUUCCCACAAGUUUUAAGUCUUCAGUUAGUAUCCCGGUCCCUAAAACCCUUAAAACUCCUGCCUGUCUGAACGAUUAUCGUCACUUCUAUAUAUAGUCAUGAAAUGCUUUGAAAAAUUGUUCAAAACUUAUAUUUGUUCCUCUCUCUCCCAGUGGUCUGGACCCUUUACAGUUUGCAUAUAGUCCUAAUUGGUCUACAGAUGAUGCUAUUAACCACAUUUUACACUAUGCUCUUUCACAUCUGGAUCAGGAAAAUAGCUCUGCUUUUACCAGUGUUGUCCCCUUACACCUCUGCAAAAAGCUUCAAAUUCUAAGGCUGUCGUCCUAUAUUUGUCACUGGAUCUUGGAUUUUUUGAACAGGAUGCUCCCAGGUGGUUAACAUGGAAACUACACCUCCUCUACCCGCACCCUCUACCUCGGAGCCCCUCAAGGCUCUGUCCUCAGUCCCCUGCUUUACUCCCUCUAUACCAGCGACUGCAUGGCUAAACACAGUUCUAACAAACUGGUGAAGUUUGCCGAUGACACAGUGGUGGUAGGCCUCAUUAGGAAGUGGAUGCUCUCUCCACAUGGUGUCAUAUUAAUAAUCUCUCUCUGAAUGUCACUAAGGCUAAGCAGAUGAUGGUCGACUGUGGGAGGAAUCAAGUGAUUACAGCUCUUUGAUGAUUGAUGGGGCCACAGUUGAAAGGAGAAUGUCAGCGAGAGAGGGACUGAGGGCAGACUCGACCCACUUCACUUUAGAGGGAGCACCAUUUCUCAUCCUGGGAGGCUCCAUUCAUUACUUUCGGGUCCCAAAGGCAUACUGGAGAGACCGGCUGCUGAAACUGAAGGCCUGUGGUCUCAAUACUCUCACCACGUAUGUGCCAUGGAAUCUGCAUGAACCAGAAAGAGGAGUUUAUCUGUUUCAGGAGCAGCUGGAUAUGGAGGCGUAUAUUCGUCUUGCAGGCGAAUUAGGCCUCUGGGUGAUUCUGCGUCCAGGACCAUAUAUAUGUGCUGAGUGGGAUUUGGGUGGCUUACCAAGCUGGCUGCUGCAAGAUAAGAAAAUGAAAUUAAGAACGACUUACCCUGGUUUCACAAGUGCUGUGAACUCGUACUUUGAUAAUCUGAUUCCGAGAAUCACACCCCUCCAGUUUAAGAAUGGAGGCCCUAUUAUUGCUGUUCAAGUAGAGAAUGAAUAUGGUUCAUAUGCAAAGGAUGAGCAAUACCUGUCGUUCAUCAAAGAGGCGUUACUGUCCCGGGGAAUCUCUGAGCUUCUUUUGACAUCAGACAACCACGAAGGGUUAAAAUGCGGACGGGUGGAUGGAGUCUUGCAGACAGUGAACCUGCAGAGACUGUCAUUCGGUGAUGUACAGCAUUUAGCAGAAUUGCAGCCAAAGAAGCCGCUGAUGGUGAUGGAGUAUUGGUCUGGGUGGUUUGAUGUCUGGGGAGAACCUCAUCAUGUUUUCGCUGCUCAAGAAAUGAUCUCCAUAGUGCGAGAGCUUCUGGAUCGAGGCAUCUCCAUCAAUUUUUACAUGUUUCAUGGAGGAACCAACUUUGGAUUCAUGAACGGUGCAGCUGACUUUGGCACCUACAAACCACAGACGAGCAGCUACGAUUAUGAUGCUCCUUUGACUGAGAGCGGUGAUUAUACAACCAAGUAUCAUCUCUUGAGGAACCUGCUGAGCACCUACAACAAAGAACCAAUAUCAGAGCCGCCAGCUGUGCAGAGCAGAAGAGCAUAUGAGUCAGUGGUUGUUUCUCAUUACAUUUCUCUAUGGGAGACUCUUCAGUGUGCAGAAACACAUUUCCGAGCUGAUGAUCCUAUCAGCAUGGAGAACCUUCCUGCAAACCACAACAAUGGUCAGUCCUAUGGGUACACGCUCUAUCAGACUGACAUUUAUUCAGGUGGAGAACUCAACUCAAGGAACCAUGUUCAUGACAGAGCUCUAGUGUUUAUUGAUAGAGAACUGAUUGGUGUUUUGGACUACAGAACUCAGAGAGUUAAAAUACCUCACAGUAAGAGUGAGAGGACCUUGAGUUUGCUUGUUGAGAACUGUGGGCGAGUGAACUAUGGUCCAGCUCUGGACAGCCAGCAGAAAGGGCUUAUUGGAGAUAUAACUCUGCAAGAUGUACCCCUAAAAAAAUUCUCCAUGUACUGUUUGGAUAUGAAAACCAGUUUCAUAAACAGACUGCAGUCACAGAAAUGGAUGUCUGUCGGUCAGAAGCCCUCCUACCCUGCGUUUUUCAGGGGAAACCUAGUAGUGGAUCAGCCCACGGAUACUUUUGUGAAGCUGCCGAACUGGAGUAAAGGAGUGGUUUUUGUGAACGGACAAAAUCUUGGACGCCACUGGUCGGUUGGUCCUCAGAAAACUCUCUAUCUCCCCGGUCCCUGGCUCAGGAGUGGCGAUAAUGAGAUUAUUGUUUUUGAGGAACUCAAAGCUGCGGAAACAAUCCAUUUUGCUGAAAAUCCAGAAUAUGGCAAGACAAUCGAAGUAUCAACACAACUGUUUUGCACCCUUAUUUGAAACACACCUGCAGUUUUACAAUGUAGAUCUGAACAUAAAUUACUUGAGGCAAAACACAACAGGUGAAAAUUUUGUAGUAGUAUAUCCCCAUUUGAUUUAUCACAGUACAUAAAGAAAAUUGUUUUGUAUCGCAAGUUUUCUAAAAUGUUAUGUUUAAAUAUGUGAAUGAUGCCUUAUCUAAUGUUGUGCUAAUUUGCAUACAUUUCCAGAACAGAAAUCUAAACAUUGGAUAAAACCAGGUUCAAAAUUCUUGUUUCAUUUUAAGUUUUUUACACAGAUGAUUUUGGAUGUCUCAUAAAUCAGAAAAUACUGUCAACAUCCAAAAAGCCUACAAAAAUCACCAUGUUUUUAUGAAAUGUAUAAAUCAAGCAAAUGUUAAAUGAAUAAAUCCCUCUGUAAACACUUUCAGAAUAUAAAUAGGAAUAAAACUGGAGUGUUUGGUGAAUGUAAGUGAUACUGAAGUGAGAAAACAGCCUUGGAAAGAUAUGCAUUGUAAUUGAAAUCUACAAAUGCAUAUAGAUAUACUUUAUAUUCUUACUACUAACCUUAAUAUUCCUCCAGUACUAGCUGUAUUAACUAAUCAAUCACGGAUCAUACGCAUAAGCACAACAUACAUUAGUUGCAACAGGAUUGUCUAAACACAAUAAGGUGCUAGACAUAAUAAACUUAUAUUUCAGACUUCAAAAUAUAUUUUUUAUUGAUGAGGUUUGCUGACAUUUCACAAGUUUACAAGAAAAUUAAAAAGAUCCUGGAAGAAACGUUUUGUUUUAUGCUUUAUUAUCACUUAUAUGUAUGUGUAACGUGUAACCUGCAGUACAUAAAGGUAAUGCUUCUGUCAAAGUUCAGAGUAAAGGUCAUUUCGGUGUUGAAUGUC
Megalobrama amblycephala (Wuchang bream) is the source of this 3726-nucleotide messenger RNA. It is a transcript of the gene glb1l2, whose product is annotated as galactosidase beta 1 like 2. Gene Ontology annotation, molecular function: beta-galactosidase activity. The transcript has 19 exons. Gene Ontology annotation, cellular component: vacuole. Gene Ontology annotation, biological process: carbohydrate metabolic process. Bases 1011 to 2852 code for a protein of 613 amino acids. Lineage: Eukaryota; Metazoa; Chordata; Actinopteri; Cypriniformes; Xenocyprididae. The record is from RefSeq and is a predicted model, not a curated record.